Molecule: messenger RNA, 2144 nt
Organism: Zingiber officinale
Lineage: Eukaryota; Viridiplantae; Streptophyta; Magnoliopsida; Zingiberales; Zingiberaceae
Product: probable serine/threonine-protein kinase SIS8
Exons: 2
Coding region: 126-1940 (604 amino acids)
Biological process (GO): protein phosphorylation
Molecular function (GO): ATP binding; protein kinase activity
Source: RefSeq, a predicted model, not a curated record
UAAUUGGGCCUGCAGCGCCUCCAUACUCGUGCCGUUACCGUGUUGAAAUUGUCUAGAUCCUCCGCUUCCCUCCAUUUGUGUUUCUCUCCUCCGAUUCCUUCGGUGAUGUCCUUUUGAGGUCGCGCAUGGCGGCGGCGCUCGAGUGUUGGUCCGGGCGGCCGAGCACGGACGAUGACGCCGUCGAGCUGGUUCUGAUGCACACGCACGACCGCUCCGAGGAAGUCCACUGCUUCGCCACUGCCUCCUCUGCCUGCAACUCCUCCACCUCGACUUCCUCCUCUUCCUCUCCGUCUCCCCUUUCCGCUCCCCUCCCUACCCCAAACAAAAAGUGGCAGCGCAUCGGCCGCAACAUCGCUGGCGCCAUCGCUGCCCUCCGAAGCUCCCUAAAUCCCAACCCCUCCCGCGAACCCUCGCCAUUCGACCGCGGCAUCGGCCGCUUCCGGAACGCGGGUGCCCAACCGCAGGACAAGCUCGUCGCCAGCGUUCGCCGCCACUUCGAAUCACUGCCCAAUAGCUACGGUCAAGCAGGAUUUGACCUCAAAGAUGUGCUCUUGCACAUGAAAUUAAUGGAGCAGGCGUCGACCGAUGACCUCCCCGCAGUCCACAUUCAACAGAUCCACGACGAUGGAGUAGCCAAGGAAUCGGUUUUCCUUCUCGCAUUCGCUUGCAGCUCGCCAGUGUCGUGGCCGGCUAUGUCGGCAGCGCUCAGUAGCUCUUCGAUCCGCUGCAAGAAGAUCCAGAUGUUCGAGAAGAACGGCUUCACGCUCGGGGUCGUCACGGUGCUGGUUCAGCGGGGAAGCGAAAGCCCCUUCAAGGCUCUGAUCGAGACCUCCUUGAAGGCGGCCAUCAAAAAGCCUAAGAACAACAGCAUGAAGCUCUCACUCCGUCUGUGCGGUUGUCAAGAAGAAAGCUCAAGGGGCAUCGACGAAGACGCCCAAUUUGGCGCGAAAGACGGGCAACGACCCGACGCAGAGCGACUCCACCGGGCGCCGCUGCCGAACCCGCUCCCAAUGUCGUCGGUCGUCAUCUCGAUCGACGAGUGGCAGAGCAUCCGAUCCGGCGGCGACGACAUGGGGAGAUGGGUGCUGAGCUCUGACGAGGUCGAGCUCGUCGAGAGGACGGGGCCUAAUUCGUUCGAGGGAGUUUACAGGGGGCGGAGAGUGUGGAUAAAGCAGCAGAGAGGCUGCGAGAGGGGAAGUUCCUAUGACAUCGAGGUGAGGCAGGACCUGCUGCAGCUAAUGAGCUGCGGCCACAGGAACAUCCUCCAAUUCCAUGGCAUUUUCUUCGAAGAAGACCAGGGGCUGUGCGUGAUGACCAGGAUGAUGGAUUCUGGCUCCCUGCACGAUAUCAUCCACAAAAACAGGAAACUGCCGAUCGAGGAGGUGACGCGGAUCGCAUUGGACGUGGCCGAAGGGCUCAUGUUCAUGAACAAUCACGGAGUGGCUUACAGAGAUCUCAACGCACGCAGGAUUCUGCUGGACAAGCAGAGAAACGCUUGCCUGGGUGACAUGGGAAUAGUUGCCUACUGCAAAAAUGUGGGAGAGGUGACCGAAUAUGAGAUGGCUGGCUAUCGAUGGCUAGCACCUGAGGUCAGUUUAAUUUCUUCACUGUUUGUUGCUAAUUUGAUUGCCUCAACUUCUGCCCUCGAAUUACUGCAGAUAAUUGGUGGAGAUCCUGAGAUUGAAACGGAGACCUGGAUGAGCAAUGUGUAUAGCUUCGGCAUGGUGCUCUGGGAGAUGGUGUCUGGGGAAGUUCCAUACGCUUGUUAUUCACCGGUCCAAGUAGCAGUUGGAAUCGCUACGUGCGGGUUGAGACCUGAAGUGCCUGAAGAGUGCCCGCAGGUUCUGAGGUCGCUGAUGCACAGGUGCUGGAAUGAUAGCCCAGCAAAGCGACCUCAGUUUGCAGAAAUCAUCUCGAUUCUUAAUGGGCAAAAUGCUUAAUUAAUUCUGGGGUUUCCUUUCUUUUGUUUUUUUUGGUCUUUGCUAUGUUCUACUACUAGAGCAAUCAGGAGAAGUAAUCUUGUAGUGAAUCAAAAUAAGCAACAAGGCGUAUAUGAACCUUCUUGGGCAUCACAAGAAUGCAAUAGUCAGUUCAUAUUAUUAUUAUUUGUUUACAAUUAAAAAGUUAUGAUCUUAGUUAAAAUA